Messenger RNA from Spodoptera littoralis (African cotton leafworm), 1515 nucleotides. NCBI's taxonomy places the organism in Eukaryota, Metazoa, Arthropoda, Insecta, Lepidoptera, Noctuidae. The record is from the annotation of a GenBank genome assembly.
AGAGUUUUGUGCCAUAUACUAGCUGCAGUUCUUGCAAUCACUUGGGUGACUGCGAACAGUCCUACAGCUGACAUGAGGAAAUUACCAGAACACUUAAAGCUGGGAGUAGCCACCGCCUCCUUCCAGAUUGAGGGCGGAUGGAACGCUGCAGACAAGUCUCCAAGCAUAUGGGACACUUAUUCUCACAUCCCUGGCAAAAUCAAGGAUGGAACAGAUGGCAACGACACUUGCAAGUCCUACGAGUUCUACGAACGAGACAUACAAAUGCUCAAGUUUCUUGGUGUAGACUUCUACAGAUUCUCCAUUUCAUGGCCAAGAGUUCUACCAACUGGCUUUGCUAACAAAAUCAGCGAGGAUGGUAUCGGGUAUUACAGUAGAUUGGUGGAUGAGCUAUUAGCCAAUGGUAUUGAGCCAGUGGUCACAAUGUUCCAUUGGGAUUUGCCCCAAAGUCUGCAAGACUUAGGAGGUUGGGCCAACCCUCUCAUAGCAGACUGGUUCGAAGAUUACGCUCGAGUUUUGUACGAUGCACUGGGUGACCGAGUCAAAACCUGGAUAACGCUAAAUGAACCGAAGCAGAUGAUAAUAUUUGGUUAUGGAAUGGACAGGUUUGCUCCUAAUAUUGUUUCUCCUGGUAUUGGUGAUUAUAUCGCUGUGAAGAAUGCUUUACUGGCUCAUGCUAAGGCUUGGCAUCUGUAUGAUAAAGAGUACAGAGAAAAACAAAAAGGUACUUGCGGCAUAACCAUAGCAACAGACUUCAGGGAGGGUCUAUCAGACACACCUGAGGAUGUGGAACUUGGACACUUGGCGAUGGACUUUGAAGCUGGUUUCUAUAGCCAACCAAUAUUUUCUUCGACUGGUGGAUUCCCUGAAAGGAUGAUCAAGCGAAUUGCCGAAAAAAGCGCUGAACAAGGCUUUCCCCGGAGUAGACUGCCAGAAUUGUCACAGGAGGAAAUUGAUUAUAUAAAAGGCACAAGUGACUUCUACGGUUUCAACCAUUACUCUACUAGGUUCUACACAGCUGAUGGAUACAAGAAAGGGAUGUACGCGAUCCCUUCAUAUGAUGACGAUAUCGGAGCAGUGUCCAACUACAAGGAUUACACCCCAGCACCUACUAUUCAUACUACGAAAAUUCCUACCGGUAUCAGAAAAGCUCUAAACUGGGUGAAAGAUAAUUACAACAAUCCAACAGUGUUGAUCACCGAAAAUGGCUACGGUACUUUUGGCGGGAACAAUGACAUUGACAGGAUAGAUUAUUACAAAGCGUAUUUGGACGCCAUAUUGGAUGCUAUUGUAUUGGACGGGUGUAAGGUGGCUACUUACACAGCUUGGAGUCUUAUGGAUAACUUUGAAUGGGACUCCGGCUUAGGCGCCAAAUUCGGACUAUUUGAGGUUGACUUCGAUGAUGACCAAAGAACACGAAAAGCAAGAUUAUCAGCUCUAUGGUACAAAAACUUUAUCGCCCAGAGAUCGUUGGACCCGGAAUAUUUGCCAGAGUUUGAAGAAAAAUGGUUUUAA